CAAAUAUCACGUCAUGAUUUGGCGCCAACUAACACGUGAAAAAACUAUUUUACAUCGAUAGUGAUAAUUAGAAUAACGUAGAAUUAUGGAACAUUUCAUUAUUCUUUUAAAAUAAAUAUUUUACAUUUUGUAUUUUUGAGUGAAUGAAUUUUUGAUAAAAUUUUACUAUGGCUGACGAAAAUUUAGUAAAAAUGGUUCAUAAAACAUUUGACAUCUAUGGACUUACAAUAACAAGAAAACUUUCUGCUAUAGUAGCAAAGCAUCUACAAAGUCGUUCAGAAUUAGAUCCAAAAGAUUGGUUGACUAAAAUUGUUGAACAAAUUUUGACUCAGAAAUUGUCCACUCCACGAGUUGAUAUUGAACAUUUAAGACUUGCUUUGGCAGAAUGUCUCAAACCACAAAGUACAUUAAAAGAAACAGAAACAACAUUGAAUGUUAUAGAUGUUUUUACAGUGCCAAAAGUUGGCUAUGACAUUGAUAAGAAGAAAUAUAUAUUACAGAAUAAUGAUUAUGAUUUAUUUUCUGAUGCUUCAUACAAGUCAUUAGUAUUUAAAGAUCGUCUGGAUUUGCUGUGGUACAGGACUCAAAAACAUUCUCUUUUUUCUACAACCAAAUUCGAAAGAUCUGAAGAAAAGAAAUCUGAAUUGGUUCCGUUAGAUUAUCUACUCAGUGAGUCCAAAACAAGAAAUGUUUGUGUAAUGGGUUUGUUAGCUCAGCUCACAGAAGGGCAAUAUUAUUUGGAAGAUUAUGGUGGUUCAGUGAAACUUAAUCUAAAAGAUACUAAGUUCGAUUCUCAUUUGAUUAUGGAAGGAUCUAUAGUUAUAGCAAGAGGAAAAUAUGUUGAUGGUUUCUUACAUGUUGAAAAUAUGGAUUUCCCACCAGCUGAGCCAAGUGAAAAUAGCCGUACAAAUUUUAAUACAGCCAACACAUUUGGCGGUCCUCAUCCUACAUCAUUAAAAUUUUCAGAAAAGUUGAGUGCUUAUGAAAAGGCAAAUAAAAAUGAUUAUUUAAUUUUUGUCUCAGAGGUUUGGGUGGACAGUGAAAUUGUCUUGAACAAAUUUAAAAUCUUACUCUCUGGAUACUCUGAAAAUCCUCCUAUUGCAAUAGUGUUAUGUGGACAUUUUUCAAGUUCUCUUUCAAAUGUAAAUAAUUUGAUUAAAUUAAAAGAAGGAUUCAAAAAGCUUGGAGCAAUAGUUACAGAAUUUCCUUUAAUACAACAAUAUACUAUGUUUAUUUUUGUACCUGGUCCAUAUGACUUGUGUGCUCCAAAAAUUUUGCCAAGGCCCCCUCUGCCAAAGUAUUUGAUGGAAGAUUUUUUGAAAUUUGUACCAAAUACUAAACUAGCAACUAAUCCCUGUAGAAUACAAUACUGCACAAAAGAAAUUGUUGUAUUCAGAGAAAAUAUGAUUUCAAAACUAUGUAGAAAUACUCUUAGCUAUCCAAAACCAACUUUUGAUGAAAAUGGUUAUAGCAUAACAGAGUCUGUACAUAAAGCUUUUGCAAAAUCCAUAAUUCGCCAGUCACAUUUGACUCCACUACUAUUUUCAGUAAUUCCUGUAUAUUGGAAACAUGAUCACGCAUUACAGUUAUAUCCAACACCAGAUCUUGUUGUUGUUGCUGAUGAUUUUAAACCGUACGAAACAACAUAUUAUGAAUGUAAAGUAAUUAAUUGUGGGUCAUUUGUCAAAAGUAAUUUUACAUUCAUGACCUACUAUCCAUCUGAAAAUGGAGUAGAUGAAUGCAUUUUACCGGAAGAUAUAAUUUAAGUUAAAACACAGUAAAAUUUGUAAAUAAUUCCUUUUAUUUUUGUAUGAACUUUUAAUAAUAUAUUUAUUUUUCUGUAUAAAACUUUA
Phymastichus coffea is the source of this 1853-nucleotide messenger RNA. It is a transcript of the gene DNApol-epsilon58, whose product is annotated as DNA polymerase epsilon subunit 2. The transcript has 4 exons. Gene Ontology annotation, molecular function: DNA binding. NCBI's taxonomy places the organism in Eukaryota, Metazoa, Arthropoda, Insecta, Hymenoptera, Eulophidae. The record is from RefSeq and is a predicted model, not a curated record. Bases 168 to 1766 code for a protein of 532 amino acids. Gene Ontology annotation, cellular component: epsilon DNA polymerase complex. Gene Ontology annotation, biological process: error-prone translesion synthesis; DNA-templated DNA replication.